This is a messenger RNA of Sitodiplosis mosellana (orange wheat blossom midge), 3286 nucleotides long. Its product is annotated as exonuclease 3'-5' domain-containing protein 2-like. Gene Ontology annotation, cellular component: cytoplasm; nucleus. The transcript has 5 exons. The coding region runs from base 2292 to 3101 and encodes 269 amino acids. Gene Ontology annotation, biological process: nucleobase-containing compound metabolic process. Gene Ontology annotation, molecular function: 3'-5' exonuclease activity; nucleic acid binding. The record is from RefSeq and is a predicted model, not a curated record. NCBI's taxonomy places the organism in Eukaryota, Metazoa, Arthropoda, Insecta, Diptera, Cecidomyiidae.
GACGUUUCUCAUAUGUCACAAUUAACUAUUAAACACUUGUGUUUUUAUUGUGGUUCAGCUCCAUUGUUUUCCAUAUUUUUGAAAAGUAUUUUUUUUUAGAUAUUUUGAAUUCAAAGAUAUGAGCGGCGGUGGAAACAGGAGAGACACAAAUCUAACUGCAACAGCAGCAGUAGCAACGAUAGCCGCUGGUGUUGCAGCUGGAUAUGCACUUUAUAGAGGAGUCGAAUGGUUGUUAGGUUCAAAUGAAUCACAGGAGAAUCAACCACAUCAAAAUCAUCCGCAUCAACAAAACCAACCAAAUCCAUACAGAGAACAGUUGCGACUGCCCAUGAUCAGACGUCCUCAACCAAUUACUCCUCAUCGAUUUCUGCGAAACCAAGUUAUUCAUGUGGUUAACACAGUCGAACAGUGUCAAUAUUCAAUGAAAGAACUGAAGACGCAUUGCGACGAAUAUAAUGUGCUUGGCUUCGAUUGUGAAUGGAAUUUAGAGCAGGAAAGCGGCCGUAAAUCAGUUGCCCUACUUCAAUUGGCAAGUUCUCGUGGUCUGUGUGUUCUCAUUCGUUUAUCGGAAUUGCAAUACAUUCCAAAGGAACUAGAGGCAAUUCUAGAAGAUGCUAGCAUUAUAAAGGUCGGAGUUGCUCCAGACGGUGAUGCUGCAUUGCUGAAAAAUGAUUACGACGGUGUCCGUGUAGCAAGCACGCUUGAUCUGCGCUUCGUAGCCCAGGAAGCAAAAUCAUCUGUUAUGCGAAAAUCCAGUUUGGCUCACAUGGCUGAUGAAUUUUUGGGCGUUUCGCUUGAUAAAGACCCAUCUAUUCGAUGCUCAAAUUGGGAAGCAUCAACUUUAACCAACGCACAAAUCGACUACGCGGCUACUGAUGCACACGUUGCCAUCGAACUGUUCAAAUAUUUUGCGAAGAAAAUUGAUCCGACCAAAAAGUCGGAAUACAUCAUCGAAAACUAUUUUGUUAACUUGAUUGAUGAAGAUUUUGAUUAUCAGAAUUUUGAAGUUUAAUUUUUUGGCUGCAAGUCACAGUCUGGCACUUUUCUAAUGAAAUUGUGGUGCAAUAGCUACAUGUUACAUUGAAUCAGUGAUUAAAUAUAAUAUGACCAGGAAUUUAUGAAAAAAAAAAUGUUAGAAGAAAUCAUAAACCUUCCACAUAUACACAUCACUGAAGGAAAUUAUUUUAGGGAAAUCUACUACUUCUCGACGAGAGAAGUUCUCGUUAUUAUAUACACACAGUUUUUUGUUUCCAAUUUAUAUAUUUACAAAUGAGAGUUUUUUCUUGGAAUAAAAUUGAAUUUGUUCAUUUAGUUAUUUGGUAACUAAAGAUUAUCUGGAAAAUUGAUUUCAAUCCAAUUUUGUCAAAAAAAAAUCUAGUGCAAUUAAUUAAUCCGUGAAUCGAAUGAAUGAUCGAGAAUUUCACAUUUUUUUAAAACUAUUUUAUUGAAACAGCCGUGUUUUUAUCAAAUUUGAGUAAGUUUGGAAAGAAUUUAAGCGGAUAAAUUCAUCGAUAUAGGUUAUUACAGCAUUUUUGGUUACAGAAUAUCAAUUUUUUUCAUUGCAAUAUUUUCUUAUUCUUGCAAAACUAAUUGCAUUUAAUGCGAUCUAGAUUAAGAAAAUUAUCAAUCUGCAGAUAAGACUUGGUCUAAUCAGAUCAAUUCUACAUCAAAAGUCAGAUCAAUUUGAGGUCGUUGAACGGAUCGAAUCCUUAUUUGGAGUGGCGGUCAUUUGUAUGAAAAUAUGACUUGAUCUCAUGUUAUGUUGAUGUGAUCGAAUGAAGUUCACUUAAUCGGAUCUGAUCUGAAGAUCGUACAUUUUGAGUGCUGCCUCAAUAUAUCCUCGGAAAAGUGUUAAUCGUUGCAUGUAUCAUUUUUCCCUGGUCAGUUUUUCUUUUCAGUUGCAAUUUCUCUAGAUUGAAUGCACCAAAUUCCGUAGCACGGUACAACAUAUUCUGAAUGAAGGCUUUGAAUCAGGGAAGAAACACAUUUAUCCCUGGCUAAUUGUGAGUUUUUAUCUUAUAAAAAUGAUAAAAUCAAUGACUGCAUUAAAGAUGUCUAACAGCAGUCUUUUCCCUUUGAUUUUCAAAUCCAUAUGGCUACUUGGAUACAAUACACACUUGAAAAUUCCGAUGGUUCACAUUACUGAUAAUUAUCCCGUGGUUUGACAUUUCUUAAAUACACACAGUAAAAGUGUUGACGUCUGUGUUCUAUUCUGAUCACACACUCUUUGUUUACACCAUACGCAUCAAAAUAACAAAACAUAUUUUUGUCGAUAGUUCGAAUUCAGCGAUAUGAGCCGACGUAAUCAAGGGAAUAAUAAUAGUAAUCCGUCUGUGGCGACAACAGCAGCAACGGUGGCAAUUGGAGCAGCCGUUGGAUAUGGUGCAUAUAAGUUAUUUGAAUCGAUGUUUGGUUCGAAUGAACCACAUCAAAAUCAAUCAAACACUGUAGCCCAACAACAAUCACCGCCGUAUUCCUUCCUACAAAAGGACAUUUUUGUGAUUGAUGCCGUGGAAAAGUUUCGUUAUUCAUUCAAACAACUUAAAUUGCAUUGUGAAGAAUACAACGUGCUUGGCUUUGAUUGCGAAUGGGUUUCACGAUGGGGUAGCCGACAGCCAGUGGCAUUAUUACAAUUGUCAACACAUCGUGGCAUGUGUGUUCUCAUUCAAUUGUCACAAUUGCGACACAUUCCGUCGGAGCUAAAGUCAUUACUGGAAGAUGUUAGCAUAGUGAAGGUCGGCGUUGCUCCAUACACUGAUGCCAACUUUUUGUACAAGGAUUAUGGUGUUCAUGUGGCCAGUACACUGGAUCUACGUUUCAUGGCCCAUGCAGCUAGACAUCCACCGGGAGGAUUGGAAAAGAUGUCGGAAGACUAUUUGGGUCUGUCACUUGAUAAAAGCGCAUCGUUGCAAUGCUCGGACUGGGAAGCGGCCAAUUUGAGCAGCGAUCAAAUCGAAUAUGCUGCCAAGGACGUACACGCAGCUUUCGGUCUAUUCAAAUAUUUCGCCGAUCAAAUUGCACCAGGAAGGAGUUCAAACGACAUCAUCUCAAAUUACUGCUUGGAAUAUAUCGAUAAAAAUUAUGGGCCACCAAUGAAUUGAUGAACAAAAUACAUGAAUUCCAUUUUUUUAUUUUUUAUAAAACUCUUCUAAAACCAUAUGCCAUAUACAAUUUUAUAAUGAUAACCGACCGAACGCAAGUCUUUCAAUAUUUACAUUAUACGACGGCAGUUCAGUGUUUGAAUCGCAAACAAUUCCAUAAAUAAAUCAAAUGAAAAUUACAGAUU